AACAGCAUCAGUACCAGCUCGGCGGUGCAAAUAAACCGAAACUAGGAGGACGUUGGAAAAUACCCACCUUAACCCCUCUUAUUCCGGUACCAGCACAUCGGACCGGCACGAUGGUCGACCAGAAGGAAUCUCUUCGUAAGAUCAUCACCACACUGGCCUUGAAGAAUGAGGAGAUCACUAACUUCAUCUGUAGUCUCAAACAAAGCCUGGAGAAUUUAGAGGUAAACUCCAGCCGUGUCCAGGAAGACUUAGAGUCUGAAUUUAAUUCCCUCCAUGCUGUUCUUGAUGAGUUGAAGGAGGGCAUGGUGACACGAAUCAAACAAGAGAGGGCCGGUCGUACAUAUGAGCUACAGAGUCAGCUGAGUGCAUGUUCCAAAGCCUUAGAGAGUUCAGAGGAGUUACUGGAGCUGGCCAACCAGACGCUCUGCUCCUCUGAGACCGAUGGCUUCACGCAGGCGGCCAAAGACAUUAAGGAUAGCGUGACAAUGGCCCCAGCCUUUCGUCUGUCCCUGAAGGCCAAAGCCAGUGACAACAUGAGUCACAUGAUGGUGGAUUUCAGCCAGGAGAGAGAGAUGCUGCGGGGAAUCAAGUUCCUCCCAGUGCCAGCCACUCCUGAGAUCCAGAUUUCAGAGUGCCAGGUGCUUGACAACACAGUGGCCGUAGUCUGGACUCUACCAGAGCCUGACAACAAGAUAGACCACUACAUACUGGAGCACCGGCGCACCAAUCACGAGGGGCCGCCACGCAUCAGGGACGAUUACCCCUGGAUGGUGGUGGAGGGGAUCCGGGAAAUGGAGCAUACACUCACCGGGCUGCGCUUUGACACCCGCUACAUGACGUUUCGAGUGAAAGCGUGCAACAAGGCUGUGGCAGGAGACUUCUCUGAGCCAGUUACAUUAGAGACGCACGCUUUCCUUUUCAAACUGGAUGCUGGCUCAGCACACCAGAACCUGAAGGUGGAGGACUUGACUGUGGAGUGGGACAGCAGUGGAGGGAAGAUACAGGACAUCCGCAAGGACAAAAACAGAACCAACUCCCCAAUGCACUCCCCAGCCAGGUCAGCCCUGAUGUCACCCAAGAGAACUUCCACCACUCGGGCUGGCAGAGACAGGUUCACCGCUGAAUCCUACACAGUGUUGGCCGACACCAUGAUCGAUGCUGGCCAGCAAUACUGGGAGGUUUGCUUUGACAAGGAGAGCAAAGCCUUCGCGGUGGGUGUGGCCCUGAGGAGCCUUGGUCGAUUUGACCAGCUAGGGAAGAGCGGCGCUUCCUGGUGCAUCCACCUGAACAACUGGCUCCAGCAGAGCCUCACCGCCAAGCACAACAAUAAGUCACGGACCUUGGACUGCCCAAUCCCCGACCGUAUAGGAGUCUACUGCAACUAUGAGGAAGGUGCCCUCUCUUUCUAUAAUGCCAGAACCAAGCAGCUGAUGCACACCUUCAGAACCAAGUUCCAGCAGCCUGUCAUACCGGCCUUCAUGGUGUGGAACGGUAGUUUCUCAGUCAAGACGGGCCUACAGGUCCCCAGCGUGGUGCAGAGCGGCCAGCGGAAGAACAGUGGCACCAGCAGCUCAAAUGCCAGCCUCACUUAGUGAGGUCAUCCAGCCAAGCCAGCCAGCUCAACUCCAGCACAGCUCGGCCCAGCCGGAGAAACCUGCUGCAGAACUUUACCUCUGCUUUGGCUGCGGUCAAGGCCAUAUCAUGGAAGAGUUAUAUCACUGAAGUAUGGAGGUUUCAGUUUCUCUGUUAUUGUCUGUGUAGCAUGACAAGAAAAAAAAAAUGAAAUGAGAAUUUACCGUCAGUGACAGAACUCUUUAGUUUUAUGACUCUGGCUGUGGAGAUGCCUGAGGUGCAGUAAAAGUAGUCUGACUAGUUAUCUGCUCUCUACACAUUUGUUUCGCACAGUUUCACUGUAACUUAGAGCAAUGACAUAGCGCUGGCCGCUGCCCUCCCAUACCAUCACCAUUGCUGUCAACAUAGUAUCAUGCAGCCAGCUGCAUAUGUGAGGGCCAUGCCCUUCAUUUCAAUUUGCUCACUCCCUGUGCCUUCCUAAUUGCGUAUCCAAACCGAAAGGCCAAAAUAGGGUGGCCCACAGCAUUGUGCUGUCUUUCAGUGCAGAAGAUGGUCUAUCGCCUUAUUUCACCUUUAAAACAGUAUAUUGUUAUCUGUGUGUCCAUGUAACUUGGUUAUAACAUAGCUUAGGCAUCACCAUUGCAUACUGAAUCUCAAAAAUCCUCUGCUUUUAACUUUUCUAUUGUGGCCUCAACGUAGAGAGUCCACUCA
This is a messenger RNA of Lampris incognitus (smalleye Pacific opah), 2283 nucleotides long. RefSeq names its product fibronectin type III and SPRY domain containing 1 (gene fsd1). Gene Ontology annotation, molecular function: protein binding. The record is from RefSeq and is a predicted model, not a curated record. Lineage: Eukaryota; Metazoa; Chordata; Actinopteri; Lampriformes; Lampridae. Bases 111 to 1592 code for a protein of 493 amino acids. The transcript is spliced from 13 exons.